Messenger RNA from Cicer arietinum (chickpea), 1147 nucleotides. The record is from RefSeq and is a predicted model, not a curated record. NCBI's taxonomy places the organism in Eukaryota, Viridiplantae, Streptophyta, Magnoliopsida, Fabales, Fabaceae.
AAAUAAAAUUUAAUUAAUCCCCAAAUAUUUUCAGAUUGCCCGUCUCGCAUCUCGCCUCACUCUUUUUUCUCGCAGCAACAACAGUACCGUCGUCCCUUACAUCGUGAGCCACCGUUUUUGGAGAUUCGGUUCGAUUAUUAGUCCUAGAGUGGGUUCAAUAGCACGUCGGGUUGGGAUAGCGGGAUUCGCGUCCGGGAGCACCACUACCAGCAAAUGCGUUUUCCCGGUCGGUGGCGUUGCGGCCAGCCCCUCCACCGCACCGGGAUAGCGGGAUUGUGCAGGAUCCCGCCGGGAUUGACAACAUAUUCCGGAACAUAUCAUCAAAUUAGACAAGAUAUUAUGGCCGUACAUUCUGGGUCAGGUUCAUCAGAGAAGAAAUCAAGCAAUGGAGUGAAUGAGUUGCUGGCUUUUAAUGCUGAGAAUAUGCAAAGCAACAUGAAAAUUAUCUAUUACAGUCGAACAUUUUUAUCUAUAAUUGGCGGAGUUGUUGCUGGUAUUUUAGGAUUUACUGGCCUGAAAGGAUUUGUAUUUUACUUACUUCUCAUGGCAUUUACUUCCCUUGGGCUCGUGGCCAAAGCAAAAUUUUCAAUCCACACAUACUUUGAUUCCUGGAAUCGUGUGCUAGUUGAUGGCUUUCUCGGUGGUCUAAUGGAUUAUAACUUUCCUUUUUUUGAACUUGUGCAGUCGUUCGUGCUGUUCUGGACAUUUGCAUAUGACAUUGCUCAUAUAUUUUGACUGCCGGAAUGUGCAAAUGCUUCUAGAGAAGACAACUUUUUCUUCACCAUUGGGGCUAUUGAUCCUUUGCCAGAAUGCAGUUACAACUUACUCCUUUCACUCAAUAGAGAGCUUUCCGUGAUGUUCCCGUUUUUAAAGUGUUAACUUGACUUCCAUUAUCUUAUAUAUGUUCAUGUAUUAUUUAAAAUAGAACCACAAGUGGGAAGGACGCAUUUUGUCUUGGGCCUGUUGUGGCUGUCAAAUUGUCCUAUAGGAUAUGUUUCUUGAAGUUUAAUUUGUGAUAUAGAUUUCAAUUUUGCUAAUUUUAUUUCAUUAUUAUUCUGCUUUCUUGUUCGAGGAAAAAAGUUUUGGUUGACAUUGUCAUGUUUAAGCUUGAUUUAAAUGAAACUUGUUUGCUUGGCAGUGGUUAUAA